This is a messenger RNA of Solanum tuberosum (potato), 877 nucleotides long. RefSeq lists its product as uncharacterized. NCBI's taxonomy places the organism in Eukaryota, Viridiplantae, Streptophyta, Magnoliopsida, Solanales, Solanaceae. The transcript has 2 exons. The record is from RefSeq and is a predicted model, not a curated record. The coding region runs from base 17 to 739 and encodes 240 amino acids.
GAGGAAGAGAAAAAAAAUGGUUUUCCAAAAAGAGUACCUUGAUUUGUUGUUGGUCCCAAGUGGGCUAUUCAUCAUGUUCACUUAUCAUCUCUAUUUGCUCUAUAGAUACCUUACUAUCCCUCAUACCACUAUCAUGGGCUUUGAAAACAAUGACAAGAGAGCUUGGGUUGAAAGAAUCAUGCAGGCUUCAGAUACCAAAAUUAUGGAUACAGCUCUAAAUGUUUUAGAAUCCAAUAACAGUAAUGCAACAUACUUGGCAACAGUUUCAUUAUCAUUGAGUUCUCUCAUUGGAGCCUGGAUGUCUAACAACACUCUUUUCACUAGUGUACUAAUUUAUGGUGACACAAGGCCAGAAACAAUGUCAAUCAAGCUCAUAACUCUACUAAUCUUCUUCUUGAUGGCUUUUGCAUGUUUUGUACAAUCAUCUAGAUGCUUCAUUCAUGCAAAUUACUUAAUCACAACACCAGAUACUGAUAUACCAAUUAGUUAUGUUGAAUUGGCUGUUAUAAGAGGAGGUGAGUUUUGGUCACUUGGGCUUAGAUCACUUUAUUUUGUAACAACUAUACUCCUAUGGUUUUUUGGUCCAAUUCCCAUGUUUAUUACUUCAAUUGGGAUGAUUUUCUUCCUCCAUUACCUUGACAAAAACACGAAGCAAUUGCACGAUCAUCGUUCUUCUAGAACAAGAAAACAGGUUUACAAGAGAGUUGAAGAAGCUACAAACAGGGCAACUCUGCUUUAGGCCAAAUUUCCUAAAUAAUUGUUUGUUUAAUUUGUACAAAAAAAAAAUGCCAAGAGAUAAUUUUGGUAAUUUGUUGUAAUAUAAUUAGUAAAUAAGUUUACUUACAAUCACAGCCACCAAGUCAAGAAUUCAAAAUGU